Molecule: messenger RNA, 492 nt
Organism: Dentiscutata erythropus
Lineage: Eukaryota; Fungi; Glomeromycota; Glomeromycetes; Diversisporales; Gigasporaceae
Source: the annotation of a GenBank genome assembly
AAAAAGACUGGCAUAUUACCUAUAGUUACUGAAGAUGAUAUAACUGAUGCAACUCAAAUCCAACAAGAUAUUUUAUCUUAUGAAGAAGAAGAUACUAAUCAAAUGAUCGCUAAUAAUUUAUAUAGUAAUUCUUAUGCUAAUUCGUUAGCAAAUGCACUAAAUGACUUUUUUUAUAGUCUAAAUGAGGAUAUUCCAACCGAAGAUAUUUUAAAUGAUAAUGAUAUCAUAAAUCUAAUUCAAGCUGAAAUGUGUAAUGAAAAUGACAGUCCAAAUCAUUCUGAUGAUUCUGAAGAGGAACCCGAAUUUGUAUCAUUAAGUGAUGCAAGCAAAUCAUUGCAUAUGUGGAUAACCUUUUUUGAGCAACAACAAUCUGAUGAAUUCAAAAAAGAGGAUAUAAAAUUUUUUAAAAACUAUCUUAAAAUAGUUAAAAGGCUUGAAUUUCAAGCCAAAAAGCAGGUUGCGAUAACUGACUUCUUCACUUAUAGAGAUUAA